AUGGAUGAUGUGAGGUCUAUUCUGUCUGAUGCAUCCAGUCCAAAACCUGAUGUGAACAUGGAUUUGGUGACAGCUAUUGGUAGGCUAGUGGACAAAUGUUGUCAGGGGCCCACUGAUGGGCCUAGUUACAGAAAGUUGAGACUGUUUUCGGGACUGAAACCUGUCCCAGCGGGUGAAGAGGAGUAUGACGCCUGGAUGGAACAGGCUACCCAAAUGAUUAGUGAAUGGCAAUGUAGCGAUGCAGUUAAGAAACAGCGCAUUGUGGAAAGUUUGAAGGGACCUGCUGCUGACAUUGUCAGAUUUUUAAAGGUCAGCAAUUCCUUGGCUACUGCCACUGAUUACUUAACUGCUUUGGAGACGGCGUAUGGCACGACAGAGAGUGGGCCAGAUCUCAUGGCCAAAUUCAGGCAUACUUACCAAGAAGAUGGAGAAAAGCUGUCAGUGUUCUUGUAUCGACUUGAUAAGCUACUGCACCGAGCGUUGUUAAAAGGGGGCAUUGGCGCUGAAGGCAUGAAUAAAGCACGAAUGGAGCAAUUGAUUAAAGGUGCUCUACCCAAUGACAUGGUUGCUUUGCGUGUUCGAAUAAGUCACACCCUAGAAGCUCCUCCUUCUUUUUCCCAGUUGAUGAAAGAGGUGAGAGAAGAGGAAAACUGGAUUAGUGCCAGAGAAAGCGUGAGAACAACAGCCAAAGUGGCUACCCCUGUCAUUUCUGGUGCAUCUGCAAUGUCUGGAUUGGACAGUCUGAAAGAAGAGGUCAAAGAAUUAUCUUCUCAAGUGUCAAAACUGUUGAGCGUAGCUAAGGUGAUGUCUAGCUCUGAUACACCUGCGACGAAUGCAGGCUCUGAUGUUCGAGUGGCAGAAGCUGCUGCUCAGAGUGGCCUGCCACGAGACAGAGCUGUGAGACCUCAACCAGGCAUUUUCUGCUACAAGUGUGGCGAAGAUGGGCACACAAAGAGAGAGUGUCAGGGCUCGGAAGACUUGAGAAAAGUCAAUCAGAAGUUGCUGAAGAUGCAUAGGAGGCAGGGAAACUCAGCCGGAGGUCUGUGA
This is a messenger RNA of Neoarius graeffei (lesser salmon catfish), 1047 nucleotides long. Its product is annotated as paraneoplastic antigen Ma1 homolog. The record is from RefSeq and is a predicted model, not a curated record. Gene Ontology annotation, molecular function: zinc ion binding; nucleic acid binding. The transcript has a single exon. Lineage: Eukaryota; Metazoa; Chordata; Actinopteri; Siluriformes; Ariidae. The coding region runs from base 1 to 1047 and encodes 348 amino acids.